Eucalyptus grandis is the source of this 2171-nucleotide messenger RNA. Its product is annotated as solute carrier family 40 member 2. Gene Ontology annotation, cellular component: membrane. The coding region runs from base 519 to 1850 and encodes 443 amino acids. Gene Ontology annotation, biological process: iron ion transmembrane transport. NCBI's taxonomy places the organism in Eukaryota, Viridiplantae, Streptophyta, Magnoliopsida, Myrtales, Myrtaceae. Gene Ontology annotation, molecular function: iron ion transmembrane transporter activity. The record is from RefSeq and is a predicted model, not a curated record. The transcript has 9 exons.
GGGGAUUAGAAAGUUCGAUCUUGUCGAUCAACAAGACCCAGAGCGAGAAAUGGUGGGGAGUCAAGAAAGAGUCGCUCCACCUCCUAGACUUCUCAUUAGAUACUUGUACAUAGGCCAUUUCUUGGCCAGAUGGGGUGCCAGGUUCUGUUGUUGUUGAUGAUGUUGUUGUGGGAAUGGAGAUGUAUAUGACGCCUAAUAUCAAUCUGAUAGUACCAUAGGCAGCCAAAGCCCUAGUGUGUCGCUAACACCAGAUUGCUCGCUUUGGUCUUGACUCACCCGUGCCCGUAUGGCUUCAAAUUGCAUUCUUUUUUAAUUUGACUUUGGGUGAGGCCUGUCUACUGAUGCAACCAGACAAUUGUAAUGUGGGAUGAGAGAUUUCUCGACGCACAACAGAUGGAGUCACGAUGAGUUGCGAGAUGCACCAGAUUGCUUUCUUUAGCUGAGAGGGAUGUGGGAAUUCUCCGUCGCUUUAUACUUCAUCAGUCUUUGGCCAAGUUCUUUUCUUUUCGCUGCUAUUUAUGGUACAGUGGAGUCAGCCUCUACAGCACUCUUUGGGGCAGUUGUUGGGAAAUGGAUGGAUACAUCGACUUAUACAAAGGUUUGCAAAGGUUCUACGAAUUUGGUUGUUGACCCAGAACUUCUCUUUUUUUAUUGCUGGGGGAACGGUGCUGGAGCUGCUAUUUCACUCGAAUUUGAAGUCGACAAACUUCGUGGCCUUUAUCUCUCUAGUAAUAUUAAUAUGCUUCUCUGGAGCCAUUGGUGUUCUGUCUGCUCUUGCCGGUUCCAUUAUGAUUGAAAGGGAAUGGGUGGUUGUGAUAUCAGAAGGGCAUCCACCAGAAACAUUGACACAGAUGAACUCAGUUGUCAGAAGGAUCGACCUAAUCUGCAAACUAUUUGCUCCGGUAGUGUCGGGCUUCUUUAUCAGCUUUGCAUCACUGAAGGCUUCUGCCGUGGCUUUUGCACUUUGGAAUUUUGCAUCUGUUUGGUUACAGUAUUGGCUUAUGAGUUCUGUAUACAGUGGCAUUCCCGCACUGAGAGAGAACAACCGGAGGAGAAGACAGAAAAUUCCUUUGGAUGGUACCGAAGGCAGAGUAGCAACAUUAGAAGGUGGGGCGCUUCAUGAUGAGGCAAGUGUUCAUGGGACAGAAGAAAAUAGCUUGAUGAGGAGGAAAAUGAAUCUAGUCAUGAAUAGUGCUUUCAUGGUUUCGUGGAGGACAUACUUAAGGCAGGAGGUGGUACUCCCUGGCAUAGCUCUUGCCUUAUUGUAUUUUACAGUUCUCAGUUUUGGGACUUUGAUGAUGGCAGACCUGAAGUGGGAAGGAAUACCCGCUUAUAUUAUUGGUAUAGGCCGUGGAAUAAGCGCCACAAUCGGAAUCGCAGCGACUCUUAUAUACCCCUUCUUGCAUUCUCGCAUUUCGACACUUCGUACUGGACUUUGGUCUAUUUGGUGCCAGUGGACCUUCCUGAUCAUGUGCAUUGCGUCUAUCUGGGUUCAAAACAAGCAUCUGUCAGUGUCCAUGUUGAUGGGGGGUGUGGCGACAUCACGAUUAGGAUUGUGGAUGUUCGACUUGUCCGUGACACAAUUGAUGCAGGACAAUGUUCCUGAAUGUGACCGUGGUGCUGUUGGAGGAGUUCAGAACUCUCUUCAGUCUGCUCUGGAUUUGAUGUCCAGCGUCAUGGGAAUAAUAAUAUCUGAUCCGCGGGAUUUCUGGAAGUUGUCAUUGCUAUCUUUUCUGGUGGUAACAUCAGCUGCAAUUCUCUACUGUGUGCACGUCUACCGUGUCCGGAAGCACCUUGUUCAUUUGGAGAAGCUAUUGAUUAUGGUCAAAUGGUCCAGCAAAUCCUCGUGAGGAGCGAAGGUCGAAAGGAUUGAUAUAAAAGAAGCUAGUCAAUUGCAGUUUUUUUUUUUUUUAAUGAAGGAUUUCUUUGAAUGCUGAGAGCCCAAACUUGAUGGAUUAAGGGAUCAUGCUGUUUAAAAAAAUGUACAUAUUAACAGCAGUUCUGAAAAAACUACAUAGUUGGCACUUGGAAGACCCUUGUACAUGCAUUAACUCAGAAUAUCUAGGAGUAGUUGUUGGAUCAUGAUAUGCAAAUUCAGGGAUGUCCUUGCCAUGAUGUAGAAGUUCUAUUGACUCUGAUUUGAUUACUAUUUGCUGCAGUUUUGUUGAUGA